AUGGCGCCAAUCAAGCUUAUCGAAUACUUCAGAGUAAAGCCUCGUUGGCUGUUUGUGAAGAUCACCGAUGAAGAUGGCAAAGUGGGAUGGGGCGAAGGUACACUCGAAGGCCAUACCCUUGCUGUGGAAGGAGCACUGGACGAAAUCAUCGUCCGCUUGGUCGGGCAAGAUGCAAAGUGUGUAUUAAUCAGAGUAACGCAACAGCUCUCUGCUGACACACGAANNAGCCGGAUUGAACAUAUUUGGCAAUUGAUAAGCAAGGACUUAUUUGGAGACUUGNCUCGAAGACUGAACGUCCCACUCUAUGAGUUGCUCGGGGGCAAGGUUCGAGAGAAGUGCCAGGUCUACUGCUGGAUUGGCGGAGAUAGACCAGCCGACAUCGAGAAUGCUGCCAAAGCAAGGAAGGAGCAAGGGCUGACUUGCGUCAAAAUGAAUGCCACGGAAGAUAUCGGUUGGCUUGACGAUGCAGCAGUGUUAGACGCAACAGUCGAACGCCUCAAGAUUGUCAAAGGUCUCGGCCUGAACGCUGGUCUUGAUUUCCAUGGACGACUCCAUCGCCCCAUGGCUAAACAGUUGGCGAAAGCUUUGGAACCAUAUCGACCACUUUUUAUUGAGGCAAGUCAACUGGAACACCCUGAGGCUCUUAAGCAGCUGGCAGCACAAACAAGUAUUCCAAUCGCUCUAGGAGAACGCUUGUACCAUCGUUGGGACGCGAAGCCAUUCUUCGAAGCAGGAUUGAUCGAUAUACUGCAGCCCGACAUUGCUCACGCGGGUGGCAUCUCCGAGACGAAGCGCCUUGCAAAUAUGGCAGAAACAUACGACGUUGCAAUUGCGCCACACUGUCCCUUGGGUCCAAUCGCUUUCGCAGCCUCAUUACAUGUCGGACUCUCCACGCCCAACUUUGUCAUCCUAGAGAUGUCUCUUGGUAUGCACUACAACACCGAGGCGGGCGAUAUUGAUCUCAAUACAUACCUGAAGGACCAGUCAGUGUUCGCCAUCAACGGUGGACAUGUUGCAGCUCCUACUGCACCAGGAUUAGGCAUCGAGGUAGAUGAGGAGAUAAUUCGUAAGAUAUCGGCCGAGACCCAGCCAUGGCAGCCCAAGGAAUUUUUCGGUCCAGAUGGCUCCGUUAGAGAAUGGUAG
This is a messenger RNA of Aureobasidium uvarum, 1143 nucleotides long. The record is from the annotation of a GenBank genome assembly. NCBI's taxonomy places the organism in Eukaryota, Fungi, Ascomycota, Dothideomycetes, Dothideales, Saccotheciaceae.